Molecule: messenger RNA, 153 nt
Organism: Colletotrichum costaricense
Lineage: Eukaryota; Fungi; Ascomycota; Sordariomycetes; Glomerellales; Glomerellaceae
Exons: 1
Coding region: 1-153 (50 amino acids)
Source: RefSeq, a predicted model, not a curated record
AUGAACUUUUGCUUCGACGGCAGCGGAAUUGUAGUGACGAUGUACGUGACGACGACGGGUGACGACUGGGCGAACAACGCAGAAGCAAGCAUCGCCAAAGUGGGAGACAACGGAAAAGGAGAGAGGCCUCUUGAACGAGAUGGAAGUAUAUAA